This is a messenger RNA of Sus scrofa (pig), 10540 nucleotides long. RefSeq names its product IKAROS family zinc finger 3 (gene IKZF3). Gene Ontology annotation, biological process: regulation of transcription by RNA polymerase II. Gene Ontology annotation, molecular function: DNA-binding transcription factor activity; RNA polymerase II cis-regulatory region sequence-specific DNA binding. Gene Ontology annotation, cellular component: nucleus. The record is from RefSeq and is a predicted model, not a curated record. Lineage: Eukaryota; Metazoa; Chordata; Mammalia; Artiodactyla; Suidae.
UUUUUUUUUUUUUUUUUUUUUCUUUUCCUUAUCCAUGUGAUGCCUAAACUCCUUGUCAUCCCCAAAAGACUGUCUUGAUUCCAUAGCAUCAAAAGACUGUCUUGAUUCCAUAGCAUUUCUUUGUGGGUUUUUUUGGGUUUUUUUUUUUUUUUUUGGUCCUUUUUUGUCUUUUCUGGGGCUGCACCCACAGCAUAUGGAGGUCCCCAGGCUAGGGGUCGAAUCGAAGCUGUAGCCACCAGCCUACACCACAGCCACAGCAACUCCAGAUCCGAGCCGUGUCUGCAACCCACACCACAGCUCACGGCAACACCGGAUCCUGAACCCACUGAGCAAGGCCAGGGAUGGAACCCACAACCUCAUGGUUCCUGGUCGGAUUCGUUAACCACCGAGCCACUAUGGGAACUCCUCUUUGUGUUUUAAAGGGUGCCCAUUCAGUACAGCAGCUGUCCCCCAACUGUAAGGUGAAAGACUAGCAGUUUGGGACAAAAAAUGGGCAUAAUACCAUAGUAGCCAAUUGAAAUUUUAGUCUGUGCCUAGCUCACCAAUUAGAAAACACAGUUAACUGGGUAAAGAUUAACUUAAUCUCUAGAGUGCAUUCCCCUGUACAGUGAGGAUUGGGAUCUUGGAGCUGAUAUUUGGAGUGAAUGACCCAGCAGGAGGGUGUUGGUAGAUGGCAGCCCUCUAACUGAGUAGUUUCAGAGGAUUCCUUUCAGUCUAACCAGAGCUAUGGAAAUGGGAAAGGCUCCACUCUUGUCUCCAAUGCUCUGUCUAUCCAUAAACACCCAGAAUUUUAUCUCUUUAAAUGCCAGCCACUGAUUAACAGAAUAAGAUUACCUAGAAAUGAGUGUCAAGACAAGCUUGGUGAAUAACCAGGGAUAAAAGAUGAUGUUAUCUCUAAAGGUUGCCACUUAGUGACGUGCCCCAAUGACUUUAUUUAGGUCAGUGUAUCUCCACUUUAGCAUCCUCCCAAAUAGAGCGUAUUUUGCCUAUGUGUCCUCAGAAAGAUGCUUGUAGUAAUUGACAGUGACUUUGGUAAAAUGUAGACAGGGACUGCUGAGGGCCAAACAGGAGAGCCAGACUGGCAGCGUAGCAUGCUCACAGGCAGUACUGAAACUGAGGGGCAGAUCUCUGAGUAAUGAUGGGGCCGUUAGAGGAGUGACCAAAAGACUAACUAAGAGUAGUGGUGAAAUGGGGACAAUGUUUAAACUUCCCAAAGUACUGUUUUUCAUUCUUAGUUCACUGUAAAUCUUUUUGAUAAUAAAGACGUGGCCUGUGGGGUGGGGGGGAGUAGAGGAACUUACCUGGAUUUAAUCCUCUCCCAGUUGCCGGAACCAGAAUGGGGGUUCCUAGUCAAAGCACAAACUGAGCAGCCUCGCUGAUGCAUUGAAGAAAAAGCCUCCUAAUAACAGCCUCAGGAACUUGUGUCAAAUCCCAGGCUUUUGUCUUUCAUCUCUCUGCUCUUGGGGCUCUGGGUAGUGCCACAUCUGGUGGUGGUUUGUGUGAAAGGAAAUAAUAUGUAUAAUAGUUUCCUGUUUGGUCAUUUAAACCUAUCCCUGAGCUGGACAGAAUUUGACCCGCUUCACUCAAUAGCAGUGUCCUGUCACUAAUGUGCCUGUUAUUUACAACCAUCAGUCAGCCAGAGUUGCAGGGCUUUAACCACUAGCCCCAAAGCAGCCCAGGCCCCUUAUUCGGACCGUUAUUGUUUGCCUUUACACAAAUGGUAUCGUUAGAGCUUAAACCAGAGGCUGGGUUUUAUUCCUUUAGAGCAUAGAAUUAUUUCUUAUAAGAAACUCACAGGCUAGUAAGUAUGGUCAUUAUCAUCCUCCUCUUCUCAUUCAUUUUUGAAGCCAGAUUUCAUUUGAAUUUUAAAAACCCUGAGCUUUAUAAUUUAUUGUAUAAUGAUUGGCAAGGAGUUUUAAAAAGGGAAAAAAAAAAAAACAAAAAACACAGAACCAAAAACAUGCCAAUAAUAAAAUGAAAAAUAUUUAAUACUUUGAAAUCUCUUUUUCUGAUUUGACUUUGGUCUCUCACCCUGGCCAUCCUUGACAGUCUUGCCCUUGAGGUCUAGCUUUCAUUUACUGCAGAGGUGGCCAGUUUCCUUCUCUCUGGGUCUGUCCACUUGCAGUCCUGAGUACCUGAGAGACUGGAACGUGUGAGCUUAUUUCUGUACACACAGCAAACUCUUAAACUACAGAAUGAGCAUGGUCAGUUCCUAAAUCUGUGUGUAUAUUGGGGGGGAGGGAUUCCAUUCCGCAGUCAUCCCUUGCUUUUUACUCUGGUCCCUUAAACUGAUGUCAGUUUCCUCUUCCUCUGAGACAUUAGGAACACAUGGAUGUUUCACUUUAGGUUGGCUCUCCUGAAAUACUUAUGAUAAAACCAAGGGAAGUGCUUGUAGCAUCGCAGCAUGUUUGCUCAGGGCAGGGUGAGCGAAACUACGAUCCUCAGGCCAGUCGCAGUCAGCAGCCUGCUUGAACAGGGGCUUUUACAGUUUUAAAGGUCAAGGGAAAUCCAAAGAAUAUGGGACAGAGACUGUAUGUGUCCCGCAAAAUCGAAAAUACCAGGGCCCUCUACAGAAAAAGUUGACCUACCCCUAAUGUGGGCUAGCAUCAUGUAUUAACAUUUAAAGCCUUAUAUUUAGAGCAGCUGAUGUCUCAACUUCUUAUUGGUACUGUCUGCUGUACCAAGCUAAGUGGUACUAUAUUUAUUCCAAUUUACUAUAUAUGGUUGAUUUGAUGUGGGCUCUAUUUAUGCAUUCUUCCAGUGGUACUCAAAUCUGGCCCAAAUCUUAAAAUUAUCUGGAGCGCUUUAAAAAUACUAUUGCCUAGGCCCCUACCCCAGAGAUCCUGAUUUAGUUGAUCUGAAGGGGGGCCUGGGCAUAGGUGUUUUUUUUUAUAUGCUCUUUAGAUGAUUCUAAUGUUCAGGCAGGCCUGAGAACCAAAGGUCUAUACCACUUAGAGGUCUGUUUGUGGAUUGACAAUUAGACCAUCUUCUUAGGCAGUUUUUGUUCACAUUUUUCAUUAGAAAUAUAACAAAGAUGCAUCAUACAAAUUGCUCUUUAAUUUCAAGACAGAAGUGUUGCUUAGGGAAAUUUUAACUGAGACAAUUUUGAAAUGUGAAGAGCAUACGAAACAGAUAAUGCAGAGCCCAGAAAAAUAGAAUUUAAAAGAUAGGAACCGAAAGGAGCAUACUGGAAAAAGAAAAAAAGAAAAAAGAAAAAAAAAAACCACUCAGAAUUUCAAUACACAAAUCACUGAGUAGAUUUCUUGCUGUCUGGGUAAGUGUAUCUAUUUUCAAAAGUGCUAUUAACAUAAACAGAGCAGUAAAUCUGGGGCACCAUACUUUUUUUUUUUUUUUUCAAAGUUGUUAAGAAGAAUUAUAUCAGUCUGCAGGUGUCACACGCAGUUACUCAGAAUCAGAAAGAAGGCUGAUCGGGGGUUAGAGGCUCUCCAUCUAUCUAUCUUUUUGCAACCAACCACGUCCAGGCUGUUUAUUUAAUACUUCCUCUUGCUAAUGAAGGUACUGGUUGGGGAUGGGUCGGGCUUUCCCAUGUCAGCUUAAGACUGCAAGAUUUGAAUGUGCCCUGGUGUUGGCUUCACUGACCACAGCAGGUACCCCAGGCAAGAAUCUGAGCAGUCCUAACAGCAAGUGCGGAGGCAAGACACAUCAAAGCAGAGAUGGGAAGUGAAAGAGCUCUCGUUCUGGACAGAUUAGCAAGCAAUGUGGCAAAACGAAAAAGCUCAAUGCCUCAGAAAUUCAUUGGUGAGAAGCGCCACUGCUUUGACGUCAGCUAUAACCCCAGCUACAUGUACGAGAAAGAGAACGAGAUGAUUCAGACCCGGAUGAUGGACCAGGCCAUCAAUAACGCCAUCAGCUAUCUCGGUGCUGAAGCCCUGCGCCCCUUGGUCCAGACACCACCUGCUCCCACCUCGGAGAUGGUCCCCGUUAUCAGCAGCAUGUAUCCCAUAGCCCUCACCCGAGCUGAGAUGCCGAACGGUGCCCCCCAGGACCUGGAAAAGAAGAACGUCCACCUGCCAGAGAAGAACCUGCCUUCUGAAAGAGGCCUCUCCCCCAACAACAGUGGCCACGACUCCACGGACACUGACAGCAACCACGAGGAGCGCCAGAAUCACAUCUACCAGCAAAAUCACAUGGUCCCUCCCCGGGCCCGCAAUGGGAUGCCGCUUCUGAAGGAGGUCCCCCGCUCUUAUGAACUCCUCAAGCCCCCGCCCAUCUGCCCGAGGGACUCCAUCAAAGUGAUCAACAAAGAAGGGGAGGUGAUGGACGUGUACCGCUGUGACCACUGUCGCGUCCUCUUCCUGGAUUACGUGAUGUUCACCAUUCACAUGGGCUGCCACGGCUUCCGUGACCCCUUUGAGUGUAACAUGUGUGGAUAUCGAAGCCACGAUCGCUAUGAGUUCUCCUCGCACAUAGCCAGAGGAGAACACAGAGCCAUGAUGAAGUGAACAUCAGGCCCGGAGACGCUUGGCACCUGCGCACUCAACAUCAUUUUUGAAGGCCGAUAUAUAAUGUCCUCGCCGAACAACCUGCGCUCAAAACAAACUCAGUUCCAAACCCCUUUCUACACCAUUUUUAGUGUCCAAAGGAUCACGUUCACGUGGGCAGCAGAGAAACGCUGUCCCCAUUUAGAAACUGUUUGCAGAGACAUCGUGUUCCUAGUUUGGGGAACCCUUUGUCUUCCCCCCAGGAACUUGAAUUUUAUGAUAUUUAAAAGCCAGCGACGUAUGUGGUCAUCAUCUUUUGCAGCAGUAGAACAGGCAUUCCUUGGAGCUUGUUGCCAACUGGAAGCAUCCCCUGGUUGUGCUGCAUGAGACCCUUUUUCUGAGAUACAUCAACCACAUGUGGAAAAGCAUCAGCCACAUGUGGAAAAGCCUCUUAGUCACAUGCCCAGGGCCACAGAGAAGAAAAGCCCACCAGCUGACUGACAUUGCUGGGAAGCCUUGGCCUUCUGCACUUCACAUAAGGCUGAAGGGUUAGGACAUAACCCCCACCACCCCAGAUCAUAGUCCAAGGGUAAGGAAAAGAACAGCCAAAAAUUGCAUUAUGAAUAACUGAAGCCCCUAGUCUCUGAGCAUCAGACCCACUUAUCACACGAGAAGAAAAAAACAAGCUAUCUGAUGAUACUUCUGCUUCUACUCUUUAUCUACCCGUCUCCACUUAAAAGCUGCUUUGGGUUAAACCAUUCCUGUAUAGAAGCAACUCUACAUCAGAAGAACCAAUGGUUUAAAUAUAGACCAUCAUUGGACCUGCAGGAGGUUGUCCACUGUGGGUAUGGCAUCCAUUUCCUCCCAUCAAGACUGGCAGGCUGGGUGUUCCCGUGGUGGUGGCAUGGCGGUAAUGAACCCAACUAGCAUCCGUGAGGACACGGGUUCGAUCCCUGGCCUCACUCAGUGGGUUAAGGAUCACGGCAUUGCCGUGAGCUGUGGUGUAGGUUGCAGACGCAGCUCGGAUCCUGCAUUGCUGUGGCUCUGGCAUAGGCUGGCGGCUACAGCUCUGAUUUGACCCCUAGCCUGGGAACCUCCAUGUGCCACGGCUGUGACCCUAAAAACACAAAAAGAAAAGACUGGCAGGCUUGGUUCCAAGGGGGAAAAGGUUUAGCAGAACCACCAGGGGGUUGGGGGGGGGGAACAACCACCCACAAAGUGUUCCAUCUUCUUCACGGAGAAGUGGCGUCCAAACCCAAAGCAAACUUGCCAAUGAUUUUUUUGACCAAAAACGACCAAAGGAUCCAAAACGUAUGACGUAGUCUCCCCCUCCCUGCAGGAAAGGCAUCAGGGAUGGACACCCUGAUCAAAGCUGAGCUUCAGGAUGGGGUGGGGAGGGGACCACCUCUGCUGGCAGGUGCUCCCUGAUCAGGCCCGUUGGGUCCUCCCCACCCCCGUUUUCAGUGGCGCUGUUGCAGUCCACAAAGGUUUCUGAAAAUCCGAUCUUGGUUCUGCAGGCUCCUCAGUCAUCUUUAUCAUUAAGUAUGGAGGACAGGCUAUCAAGGAAGAGGGCUGUGAUCAUUGUGACAUUAGCUCUGGAACAGGGGUCACAAAAUCUGUUUACUAAUUCCACAUUUGGCACUAAUGAGCGGGACGACUUUGGCAAAUCACUUAACUCUCAAAACUACUUUUUCUCGACCGUAGGAUUAGGACUUGGAUUUCUGUGUUCUAAGGUCCUUCCCAGCUUUAAACUGAUGUGAUCAUGCAGUAACCGCAGUAUAUUUUUUUUAAACCUCUUAACGUAUGGGUACUAAGAGUAUUAUGUGAAUAUACGUUUCACAUUUCUUUGGUGUGAAAAUGGUAGCAUUGUUAAGUUUUUCCUGUAACCACUGAGUUGUGAGUGUGAAGGGGAUGAUGGGGAAGAACAAAACACAGGAAGGUAUUUUGAUCUUGCCCCAAAGUGUACAUACAAACUGGCACCUGCAGCUGCUUGCCAAAGCCCUUUUUUUUUUUUUUUUUUUUUUUUUUUUGUCCUUUUUAAGAACUUGUGUUAGGGAAAAUGACUUCUGCUUCCAGGGACAACUUGAUGGAGCCUAUUUACAAACUAAAGAGUCAGAGUCAGCUGUGUGAACAGUUCUACCGGAGCCAAGAAUCCCACAUUCCCGGUAGAUCAGCGUUUUAUGUAUUUGCCUUGAUAUUUCGAAAGGGCUUAUGCAUGAGGCUCCAACUCAACUCGUUUAUGUGCUGCCAGUAAUUAAAAUGUUCCACCUCAGACUGCACAAAUGGCUUAUCCUUCUUUGUAGCGUGGCGUCUGUCUCAGGAAAAAAAAAAAAAAAAAAAAAAGAUUUUGUGAAAUUCCAUGGCAACAGUCCCAACAUGUUUGAGAUUGCAGCUAAAAGACUCCACACACGUCUUCCGGCGUGGUGGUGUCUUCAGUCCCUCACUGUACGUCCGUAAUCCUAGACUCCAGCCUCCACCAGCUUGUUUGUGCCCGUUGUGGCAAGGGAGCUGUCUCAUCGAGUCUUGAAAUAUCACACAUCCCGUUGACUCUUCAGGGGACGAGAGAAAGAGAACUUGGACGCGAGGAUCAGCAGGAAAGGCAGGGAAAGGGAGCUUUGGCACCAGGCUGGUGGGAAGACAGCAGCUUCUAUACCUGAAGUCAGUGGAACUAAAGCCCAUCCCACCACCAUGGGGACUCUGUAGACGUGACCUUCAUUUUCUGUGACUAAUGGAUUUUCCGAGUGACUUCCAUUCUUCUGAGGUCAGUUUUCCGAGUGGGGUGAGCCCUCACCCAGGCUGCUCUUUCACUGUAGCGUGCCGAGCCUAAGUGGAGACACAUCAAGUCCAGAGAGAACGGCUCUGUGGAAACUCCGCCCACUUAGGUCUCGAAGGUGAACCAGGUGGUGUGUAGGGGUUACCACCACACAGGUAACCACUUGCCGCUGCAGGCACGCCUUGGUCUCCCGACUGCCUCCCCCGCUGGGCGUGGGAAGAAGGUGAAGGAGAACCUUAGCAAGAAGCUUAGCGAGGAGGGCCGGGCACGUCUCACAUCUGACCCCGCUGGACGGUCAGCGCCCGUGGCAGCUUCACGUUUCCAUUCUCAGCCAGAGUCCCUGUGAACGUGAGCCUCGUAGGCCUUCCCAGCAACCCUCUUAUGAGCCAGGCUUCCCAUCCCACACCCAGGAGGCAGAAAUCUGAGGAACAGCCGAACCCCUGAAAGAUUCCCUUAGAGCCAAGGUGGCAGGAUUGGGGUGAGGACGGCACAGGACAAGAGGUGGCUCCCCACAUCAUCCUCAGCGCCGCCCGAAGCGUUGCCUAGGUGUCCCUCCUGGCGGAGGACAAAGAGAAGUCUCCCGCAUGACCUUCCACCACCAGCAGCAGGGGAAGAAAAAAAGACAUGAAUCUACCAGUUUUUCCAUUCCUUAAGUCAUUCUCCCAAAAAGAUAUGAGCCUUGACACAGAGCAGCUAGCAAAUCGUACGCUCUGUUACCCAUUCUGAGCUGUUCCAGACUCCGCUUCUGACUUUGUCAGUGACAAAAUAUCUCCCCUUUCAAAUGCAGGGCUUAACAUUUGGCCAGGCCCAGAUGCAAAAAUGACCCCAAAUUUCUUUUGCAAAGAGAAAUGUUUAAAAACACAACAUUCUACUCAGUUGAAACACUGUGUUCAUUACAAAUCUCAGGUCAACCUAAAGUUUUUUCCAAGUGGUCUCUGCACCGCUGUUCUUACUCUCCUCUCCUGCUUUUUUUCCCUGUUAAAUGUAAGGUUAGAAGGUUUUCAGGGGAAAAAAGCAGUGCUUUUGAUGUAUGUAUAGAUAGAUACACACACAUCCCAGGACAAGUGGUGAGACUGCAAUGGAAGUGUUAAAUGUUUAGUAUUUAGAGUCCUAGUUUUAACCUGUACCCUGCUGAGAGCAGCUGUGUUGGUCUCUAGCGGACUUUUGGAAGCCCCAGGACGCCAAGAUUUGAGUCCUCAGAGUGCCCGGGCAUUUCACAAAAACUCAGAAUUGGGAGUUGUGAGCUCAAGAAAAGAAAACAGGGUGGCUGGGCGGCGAGAUCCUGCUGUAUGGCACAGAGAACUCUAUCUAAUCACUUGUGAGAAAAAGAAUGUAUAUAUAUGUGUGUGUGUGUGUGUGUUUCUAUAUAGCUGGGUCCCUUUGCUAUACGGCAGAAAUGGACAGAACAUUGUAAAUCAACUGUAAUAAAACAAAACAAACAAACAAACAAAAAGAAAACAGAGUGAUGACAGUUUUGUCCUGGAAAACAGAAUCAGGCUGUGCAGAAGAGACAAGUUACUGAGUGAUCUGUCUCAUCAUAUAAAGAAUUAGGAGCUCUUUUUAUUCUCAAACAGAAAGUAUAGUUCAGAGAAUCACUAUAGGCAGAGUUCAGAAAAGCAGAAUGAUUUGGGAUUUAAGUGCCUGCAAAGAGGGAAAUUUUGACCUGAAACCAAAUGCUCAACCUAAGCCCUGCAGAGGAAAGGAUUCUGUUCUCUCUAAGCCUAAACGGACUGAGCAGUUCUAAGAAUGAUCAGUGAACCUGGGGCUGGAGACUGGGACGGAGGAGCCUGGAAGAGAGGUACGGGCUUUCAACUUUUGUGAGCUUAUAGCCCAAGACUGUGCCUCUGUUUACCCAAGCUGUGUAUAGCCUGUACCACGCCGGGCCAUCAACGUGAGAAAAGGGUCUUUGCACUUUGAUGAAGCAGAAUGCAAGUUUCCUCUGAAUAUGACAAGAGUGACUGUUUUAUCCACUGAUACCGAGUUGUUAUUUGAAACUACAAUGUGUUUUGAUUUUUAAACUGUUAAGGGCAUCACAGUAUCUACCUCCCAAGGUGGUUGUGAGGUUUUCUGUAGUUGGGGGUAAUAACAUUACUUUGUUUGGAGGGGUGGGGAAGGGGGCAAUUUUGUUGCAAAUUUUCCACUAUGUGUACUGUGUCUGGAGUUAAAACUAUGGAAAAUAUUCAAAGGCCGUACUAGGACCAUAAGAGUGCUUCGCUUGCCAGUGGAACUAAUCUCUAACACAGAGUUUCCCUCGUGUUGCUUUAAUGCCUAAGAGUCAAGACUCUGCUAACCCUUAGCACCCAGGUGUGUGAACCACACGGCUCAGACACCUCAUGGCUUUGCAGCCAGGGAGGGAGCCUAGCUUUUUGCUCCCUCGCUGUCUUAUGAGCCCUCAACCAUGGAGUCUCCAAGCAAUUUAGAGUUUCUUCGAGGGGUCCUCACUGUCCAUCUUUCCCUCAGCCCCACUCUAAGAAGCCUGGAGGGCGGUCCCAGGAUCCCACCCCGCUUCUCGCAAGCCCAUGCCGUGUGUCUCUGGGGCCUGCUUCGUAUUCUGAAUGUAGGUGCGACUCUGCUUCUUCCUCUCCUAAAAUGGGGCAGCCUUAAAGAAUGACUGAUCCCACUGCCAGGGUGACUCACUUAUACAAGGACUUUUCCAGGUUAGCAGACAAGGACCUUUCUGGUGGGCCUGCUUUUGUGGGUUCACAGAAACCAAAUUACUGUGGGUUGCAAAGAAUUAGCAGGUCAUUUGAAAAGCAGACAUCCCUUCACCCAGACUGUGGUUUUGCAUGCUCAAGUUCUCAGUCUGUGAGCUUUGGUGAGGGAUCAUUUUGGCUACUGGAAAAACCAUAGCUUAUUUUUAAUUUCUGGUUGCCAAAGCCACCACACGUGUGGUCUGUGGAUGACCCUUGUCUGUAGAAGGACGGGGUGGGGGCGGGGGCAGAGAAGGGAACGUGGUCUGGGGCUCAGGGUGGCCUUCCCACCAGGAGUGAGGGAGGGAGACCUUGCCGAGUGGUUUUGACACAGCCUGUGCACACAGCCCUCUCGUCUGGGUUUCUCAGAAAUGCCCUCCCUGCCCAGCAAUGACCUUCCCUCUUGACUCUCGAAUUUUACCUGGAGCCCAACCCUUUGGAGCAGUGGAGCACCCUACCCCUCUGUAGAGACUGCGUAAAGAAUUAGCUUCUGAAAUGUAGCCACGCUAACCUUGCCAGAACUGUAACGAGAGCAUUCCUGCAUCAAAAACAACCCUGCUGUUAGUUUUUCAAAGUUUAUCGUGUUUGAUUUUUUUACACUGAAAAAUAAAAAAAUACUGAUGUGUUUAAAAUUA